Molecule: messenger RNA, 1950 nt
Organism: Metschnikowia bicuspidata var. bicuspidata NRRL YB-4993
Lineage: Eukaryota; Fungi; Ascomycota; Pichiomycetes; Serinales; Metschnikowiaceae
Gene: MPP10
Product: rRNA-processing protein
Exons: 2
Coding region: 1-1950 (649 amino acids)
Biological process (GO): rRNA processing
Cellular component (GO): nucleus; small-subunit processome; sno(s)RNA-containing ribonucleoprotein complex
Source: RefSeq, a predicted model, not a curated record
AUGGGCGGUUUUUCCAAGGUCAUCCGUGGUGUUCAUAUCACUCGACACAUGACAAAGAUGAAUAUACUAGAGAGGCUCAAAGAAAACCCUACUGAUAUAUUCAGUCUUGCCUUAAAUACUAGCACAAAUGAUGAAAUCAAUCAAAUAACGAAGUCGCUCUUAGACCCAAUAGCGAAAGAUCAUUCUGUGCUCGACGAAAUAUAUACAGAGGGCCUUGACUCCACUCAGGUAUGGGGUCAGGUGCAAAUGAUUCUUCUGAAUGUGGGUGAGACAUAUCUUUUUAACGAAAUACCUAAACUCAAGGAAGUUUAUGGUCUUGUCCCCAACGAAUCCGACAGCGAUGAUGAAAGUGAAGUGCCUGAAAGUGAAAUUGAUGAUAGUGCCCUGGAAGAUGCAGAUGACAAGACGUCUGAAAAACAUGGAAAGGAUGAAAAAAAAGAUGAAGAUGAGGAUGAUGAUGAAGAUGAGGAUGAUGAUGAGGAUGAGGACGAAGUAUUCCAUCUGUUGGAUGAGUUUGAGGAUGACCCUGUUCAAACUGAAACUCCUCUGGACGCAGAAUCAGAAGAGACAAAGGUGCCUUCUGAUAAUGAAUCUGCUGGUCCAGCCAAGGAUGCUUUCGGUCUCAAUGAUGGGUUUUUUGAUAUUGAUCAAUUCAAUAAGCAAAUCGUAGCUCUUGAGGAUGACGAAGUUCAAAAUGACGAGGAAGAAGUUGACUUGUUUGCUGAUAUGAGUGAUUCGGAAGAUGGUGAGAACGAACAAGAUAUGGACUACUAUGACGAGUUCUUCGACAAGCCAGGACACAACAAGCCCAUAAUUAACAAGAUAUCACACAGCGAUAAAGAUAUCAAUGUCAAUGAAAGCGAUGAAAUAGCAGAAAACGAGUAUGAACAUGCAGUGAGUGAUGCUAUGCUUGAUCUUUUUGCGGAAACUACCGAGGAUAAAUCGAGUACUUCCAAAAACUUAUCUUCGUUCGAGAAGCAACAGCAAAAGCUCCAAGCGGAAAUAUCUCAGCUCGAAGCUGAGUUGGUGGCAGAAAAAAAGUGGACUAUGAAAGGUGAAGUAAAGUCUGGUGAUCGUCCUGCUGAUUCUCUCUUGAAUGAUGAUGAAGCUCCUAACUUGGAGUUUGACCGUACAUCAAAGCCUGUACCUGUCAUUACGGAUGAAGUAACAGAAACAAUCGAGGACUUGAUUAAAAGAAGAAUCAGAAAUGAUGAAUUCGAUGAUUUACCACGAAGGCUCAUCACGGAUGUUGGAAAAUUCGUUCAGAAAAAGAAAACAGAAGUCUCUGAUCAAAAAAGUGCUAAAUCAUUGGCAGAUAUUUACGAGGACGAAUUUCAUGGUGUAGAGCCCGAGGACAAGAUUUCAGAAGAAGUUCAGAGUUCGCACCAGGAGAUCACUGAUUUGUUCACAAAGCUUAAUUAUAAGCUUGAUUCAUUGUGUCUGGCUCAUUACAUUCCAAAGCCUAAUGAAUUCAAAAGCAUUGAAAUUAAAGUAUCUGAUGCCCCGGCUUCCAUUUCUAUGGAGGAUGCUCAACCUUUGCAUAUCUCUGAGGAGGUCAAGCUAGCCCCUCAAGAGAUCUAUAGGAUCGGGGAUGAUAAGCCAAAGGCUGACGGUGCACGCGGAAAUUCCCAAGUGCAAUUGAAAUCUGGCUUGUCCUACUCAAAGGACGAACUUGAUCACGAAGACAAGGUAAGAUUGAGAAGAGCCAAGAAGAGAGCUAAGUCUAAGCACUUCAACGAGCUAAAGGAAGUAAGAGAACAGAGAGAGAAACAGAACCCUAAGGUUGAGAAGGAAGGAGACAGAAAGAGACAAAGAGUUGGAGAUGUUGUGGACACAUUGACGAAAGCUAAGAACUUAACCGUGAUUGACAAGAAGGGACAUCUUCGUGAUGUUAAGGGUAAUCUCAAGAAGUCAUCAGGUGCGCAAACCUCGAAUGACUUCAGAUUAUAG